Molecule: messenger RNA, 1382 nt
Organism: Danaus plexippus (monarch butterfly)
Lineage: Eukaryota; Metazoa; Arthropoda; Insecta; Lepidoptera; Nymphalidae
Product: mitochondrial thiamine pyrophosphate carrier-like
Exons: 5
Coding region: 233-1189 (318 amino acids)
Biological process (GO): thiamine pyrophosphate transmembrane transport
Cellular component (GO): mitochondrial inner membrane
Molecular function (GO): thiamine transmembrane transporter activity
Source: RefSeq, a predicted model, not a curated record
CAAACGUUUUAAAUGAGUUUUUCAUAAAAUUGAAAUACAUAUAACGAAACGCGGAAAUGGAUUAGAAACUCUUCGUUUAACAAUGAAACAAUUUAUUCUGAACGUCUCUCUAUCUAGUUGUCUUAAUAUUAUUUGAUAGUUUGCCAAACUGUUGAGGUUAAACUUGGACCCUUUUUAGUAAUUGUUAUUUUGGUCUUUGGCUUGUUAACUUAUUGAUAAUGCAGUUUAAAUUAUGGUCGGAUACCGUCACGAUGAUAAUCUCACUCCAAAUCAAAAGUUGAUUGCCGGUUGCAUCUCGGGCGUAGUCACUAGGUUCCUAACACAGCCUCUGGAUGUGUUGAAAGUGAGAACUCAGUUACAGGGUAAAAUCUCUCGCAAGAAAAGGCUGAGUGUAUUUGCGACUUUUAAAAAAAUACUCUACGAGGAAAGCAUUUUAGCGUUUUGGCACGGACAUAAUCUUGGACAGAUGCAUUCGGUUCUGUCCACGUCAAGCCAAUUCUACGUUUAUGAAGUAACAACGAAAUAUGUAUUCAGUUCCACAGUUAACUCUGAAUAUAAAACGCUCCUGGAAUUCAUGUGUGGUAUUUGCGCGGGUUGCUGUAGCGCGACCCUGGUAGCUCCAAUAGAGGUGAUACGUGUGAGGCAAAUGUUGAUUCAAGAACAGUACAGAGGAUUUAUAAAUGGAGCCAAGGCAGUGUAUAAUUCGGGAGGAGUACUGGCUUUCUAUGAGGGCUGGACUGCCGGGGUUCUCAUGCUUGGCCCUCAAGUUGGGAUAACAUUCUCCGUAUUUAGUUUCAUGCAACCACUAUUAUUGAACUACAUGUAUGAUUGCAACGGGGACUGCCUCCAUAAAAAGGGGAAUGCACAUACAGCCCAAGAUUUGUUACUAGCCACUACUAUUGCUGGUGGAAUGUCAGGAUUCGUGUCAAAAGUCAUGUGCUAUCCUCUAGAUUUAGCAAAACGAAGGUUACAAAUCGCGAGUCACAGAGAAAACGCCAAAUUCUACACCCCUACCACUUCGAGAGACUUAGUGAAAUGCACCAAGCUAGUGCAGUGCGUAAGGGACACCGUGAGGAGGGAAGGUUUCCUAGGUCUAUACCGCGGUCUGUCGGUAACCAUAUAUAAAGCUCAAAUAACCAACAUCCUUACGUUUACAACUUAUGAAUUUGUGUGUUAUCUUAUAAGGUAAAAUAUAAACCUUGCAGACUUUUUGAACACCGCUAACAACUAAGUUAUUUAGUAUAUAUAGUGUUUCUCCUCGAAAGUAAUUUGUACAUUAUCCCGUCGUCUUAAGAUAUUGUUUUGCUUUAUUAGUAAAAUUUAUAGAACACGUUGUAUUGAUAUGCUUUGUUGUUUCAAAAUAAAUCCAUUUGAAAUGAAUU